AAACUUUAUUCGACAUCUGUGCGGAGAACACAGUUGAGACAGUAGCUCCUAGAGUCCCUCAUACGGAUAAAGUUUCGGAAGAUGCAUGUGAGUGAAGUAGACCUGGGUAUAGGAAAUAUCAGGUUUAAUAUAAAAGUCUAAUUGAACUGAAAUAAACAGUGUAGAAGGCGGCGGUAUGGAGGAAUACAGCACCACUGUGAGAACAUCCGGAUUCGUCUUGAGUUCAUUGAUGUUCCAGCAUCUGAACAGUGACUGUGAUGUGGAGGGAUUAUUACUUGGUGAGAGUGUCGGAGAGGAGAACAGCAAAAUCACAGACUCCCAGACGGACCACAUACAGUUCGUACAUACAAUAAACAUUCAAAAACACAUCACUUGCAAGACCACUCACAGCUUCUACAACAACACCUGUGAAGUGGACCAAGAGAAGAUUAGGCAGGUUCUGUCCAAUCUCAAAGAGGAGAACGUGAUUGGCUGGUAUCGCCAGCGGAGGAACACCAGUCAACAAAUGACUUUAAAAGAGCAGUUGGUCCAUCAGAAUUUGAGGAAGCUGCUGCCCUAUCAGGAACUUGUUUUCUUGCUCCUCACACCAUCCGAGGUGACGAUGUCUCACUCCACCCACCGCCUAGAGUACACAGCCUUCUUAUGGAAUGGCAGUCAGUACAGUAAUAUCCCAGUCUCAGUGAGCAACCUGGGGACUCUGGAGCAGCAGGAUUACUGGAGAGUCUCUGCUACAUGUCCAUCUCUGAGUCACUGUCAAGCCAUUAAACAACACAGAGCCAAAUUCUUCUCUUCGGAGCAGGAUCUCCGAGAGGUGGAGAACGUCAACGACAUGAACGACGCCUUGUUAGAUGAAAUGAAGAGCGCGUGUGUGAGAGUGGAGAGGAGCGAGCGGAGAGUGGAAAAGCUACAGGCAGAGAUCGCGGAGCUCAAAAAGGCCAUCAGAGAGCGGAGGAAAAAACAGCAGGCCAAUGAGACCACAGAAAGUUCUCCUGCUGAAGAACCCAAGGAGAACGUGCUGCUUUGCACGGCUCUGAAAGCACUGUUCCCCAACACACCAUCGUUACGCUGCCAGACUCUGAGUGUUGAGGGUUUCCCCGUACUGAACAGGUGCUGCGUCGAGGACCACGGGGUCGAUGUUUCUACCAGAAUGCCGCUUCUGCUACUGCAGUGUGGUAACGUGGCGAGGAAAAGGAGGAUAAACUCGGGCUACAGGCCAAAGGGGAAAUUUCAGUCCACGGGAAUUUUACAGAAAGGUAAAAAGAGGAAAGUGGAAACGGAGCUGAGCGAGGUGCUGUCUGGAAGCGAGUCUGGCACGGAGGUGGAGGUGAGCAGCCCAAACCAGGGCAACUCGCCUGUAUUUUAAAUACUCGCUUAGAGAACAAGGAAUAAAUCAGAGUAGAAUAUCCUUAAAACAAGGUACUUCCUGUCAGCAUUUAUGGUGUAAAUAUGUAUAUUUUUUGAAAGAUGAAUGCAGAAAAAUGUGCCUGAUGUGUUCACUGUUAAAUCCCGUUGUGCAAUUUCUUAAUGAUUUUACUUUUUUUUUAAAUACCUAUGGUUUUUCUACUUCCUGUUCAGUUUGUUUACAUGUAUGCAUUAUAACAUUAAACAUCCACUUAAUCUA
Silurus meridionalis is the source of this 1621-nucleotide messenger RNA. RefSeq names its product abraxas 1, BRCA1 A complex subunit (gene abraxas1). The record is from RefSeq and is a predicted model, not a curated record. Gene Ontology annotation, molecular function: microtubule binding; polyubiquitin modification-dependent protein binding. The transcript has 9 exons. Bases 176 to 1363 code for a protein of 395 amino acids. NCBI's taxonomy places the organism in Eukaryota, Metazoa, Chordata, Actinopteri, Siluriformes, Siluridae. Gene Ontology annotation, biological process: mitotic spindle assembly; protein K63-linked deubiquitination; attachment of spindle microtubules to kinetochore. Gene Ontology annotation, cellular component: nucleus.